Angiostrongylus costaricensis is the source of this 432-nucleotide messenger RNA. The record is from the annotation of a GenBank genome assembly. NCBI's taxonomy places the organism in Eukaryota, Metazoa, Nematoda, Chromadorea, Rhabditida, Metastrongylidae.
AUGAGAUUACUAGUAAUUUUGGUCGCUUGUUCAUCAACUGGCUACGCUUAUGAGAACAAGAAUCCUCUCAAGACCAAGAAAUACAAAUGUCUUGAGGUCGACGAUGAGAUGGAAAUCCAAAUAGUACCGAAGCAAGUAAUAAAAGGUAAAGCAAUGACAGUUUUUCAGAGACCACUGAGAAAGGAAAACAGAGGAAGACCCAUUGUUUCGCAAAAAGCACAGGAUAUACCUCGUGAUAAGGAAGGGCGACAACUACUUCUAUCACCAACUCACUGCAAACAAGUAAAACACUAUGCGAGUUCAUACGGAGUCUCGGACGUUCUCUCUUGGGUUGAGCGGAAUUGUUCUUUUGCCAAAAUGUUUCUUCCAACAGCCACAUGUGAAGAAAUAAACACCCUUGUAGCAUCAUGUUACAAAUUUAAAUUCAUUUAG